AUGAAAUCUAGACAAUUAGUAGUCGUCCUCGAGGAUGCCACCAUUAUAAACACACAGAAGGAGUCCAGGGUUGAUAUACUGCACCAAUGUUUAUUGGUGCUCCUAGACAGUCCGCUCAAUAAGGUAACAAUAACGGUGACGACGAAUCAUGAACAUCAGAGUGGGCUUCUCAAGGUCCUUAUCAGAACGGAAGACAACACACUUAUCGAUGUUUCACCACACCUACGCGUUCCCAGGACUGCUAAACAGUUCGACAGCUUGCUCGUCCACCUAAUGUACAAGCGGCAGGUCAAGUCACAGGAGAGGGACAAUGUGCUAAUGCGUGUGAUCAAGAAUAACAUAGAGGUUGCUCUGCCUCCAGGGUCGCGCAGGUUCGGGAUGUCGGUAGGAGGCAGGUCUGUGAACCUAAAGGAGUUCUGCCACCAAUUCGCGGAAGUAGAGUAUCCCGUAGUCUUCCAUGUGGGAGCUGUAUCGCAUUCACAGCCUAAAGGCACAGUCACCCAAGUAGAGGAAGUGUUGUCCAUAUCCAACCAUGGGCUGACAGCUGCGCACGUAUGCGCUAAAUUAUGUAGUGAAUUCGAGUUGCUGAUGCAGGUGGUUUAA
Molecule: messenger RNA, 603 nt
Organism: Babesia bigemina
Lineage: Eukaryota; Apicomplexa; Aconoidasida; Piroplasmida; Babesiidae
Product: suppressor Mra1 family domain containing protein, putative
Exons: 3
Coding region: 1-603 (200 amino acids)
Biological process (GO): rRNA base methylation
Cellular component (GO): small-subunit processome; nucleolus
Molecular function (GO): rRNA binding; rRNA (pseudouridine) methyltransferase activity
Source: RefSeq, a predicted model, not a curated record